Messenger RNA from Stylophora pistillata, 2378 nucleotides. RefSeq lists its product as uncharacterized. The record is from RefSeq and is a predicted model, not a curated record. NCBI's taxonomy places the organism in Eukaryota, Metazoa, Cnidaria, Anthozoa, Scleractinia, Pocilloporidae. Gene Ontology annotation, biological process: protein phosphorylation; necroptotic signaling pathway. Gene Ontology annotation, molecular function: GTP binding; ATP binding; GTPase activity.
UUUAUCACUUGGAAAUUGAAAAUGAGAUAUCGUGUCACCAUUAAUCACGUAUGUCUUCGUAGUAAACAAAGGGACAACAACAAUUUAAAACCAUAUUACGACUAGUUAGCAAGAGAACAGCGUAAAAAGAUCAAAUAACAACAAAGAUGACUGGCCCGACCGUCCUCGUUUUGAUGUUUUUUGAAUAAAUUAUAAUCCAUCAGCUCACGGACAUUUUGGGUAUUGCAUAUGGUGUUUAGAAAUUUCAUUUUUUUGAUGGUGGUCGCGAUGCUUGGAAAUUUUAGCGUCCACAGAUACACUUAAAUGUGUCAGAAAUUAGCUGGAAAUAUGUAAUUUAAUUUCUUCUUUUAGCACAUCGAUUGGAGCAGAAAGAACCUGCAUUUACGAAAUCGUAGCAUGGAUCAGGAACAAGCCGAGGAAGAGUCACUGGAGUCUCACGUGAGGGACCUUGUGCUGGAAAGAGAAAUCGGAAAGGGAUCCUAUGGAAAAGUGUACAAAGCUUUAUGGAAUGGAACAGAAGUAGCAGCGAAAAGGUUUCACGCCGCUCUCGCUAACAGUGGCUACAGCCAAAUAAUCGAUGACAUAAGGGAAGAGUUCCAGCGAGAAUGGAAAAUCCUUAAGUCACUCAACCAUCCUAACGUGGUCAAAUUCCAUGACGUUGUGUUUCCUAAAGGACGAUUGCCUAUAAUUAUUACAGAGCUUUUGCAUUGUGAUUUGGAAAGGUUCAUUAAAGAAUCGAAGUCGUCCCCAAAAGUCCCAACAGUUAAUCUGAUAUGCAUAGCCUUAGACGUGAUUCAAGGUCUUCAGUACAUGCAUGGCUUACAAAACCCAAUUGUCCAUCGCGACCUCGCAACAAAGAAAAUUCUACUGACAGAUAAAUGCACUGCCAAAAUCGCUGAGUUGGGUGUGGCUAAAGUUUUUAUCCAUGGGUAUGAAAUGCAUGCCACCCCUGUGCGAGGCACACCGGUUUAUGCAGCACCAGAAACUUAUCCUGCUCUGCAGAAUUUUGAGGUGGUGGAAAAUCCAAAAUAUGGACCUAAAGUGGACAUAUUUUCAUUUGGUGUCAUGUUACUAGCCAUGGCUGUUGGGCAUGAACCUGUAGUCUGGCCAAUUUCUCCAAUCACCAAAGAUGGAAAGAAGAUCAGGGAACAUGAACGCCGCAAAACUGACAUAGAGAAGAUGGGAGAUCAUUUAGUAAAAAGUUUAGUACUUGGGUGUUUGGAGAAUGACAGCGUAUGCCGUCCAUCUGCAAAAGAUAUUAAAGCAGAAUUAGAGAAGCAUAAGUGGAACUUAGUGCAGCAGUCUGAUUGUUAUGAAAUAGAUGAAGAAGCUGUAAUUGAGAGGGUGGGUCACCAACCCACCUAUGACUACAAGUUUAAGAUCCUCUUCAUAGGUGACAAAGGAGUGGGAAAGUCGUGCCUGUUUCAGCGCUUUCAAAACCCAAAUUAUAAAAUUUGUUUGAGUACAGCAACCAUAAGUUUGGGAAUUAACACUGAGUCUUUCAAGUAUGGCUCAAAGUUUGUUAGUUUAGAAGUAGUGGAUACUGCUGGGGAAGAAUUGUACUUUGCUCUGCAAGCAAUGUAUUUUCGUAGGGCACAUGGUAUUUUUCUUGUCUGUGAUGUAACAAAUCAUGAAACUUUCCACAACAUUCCCAGGUGGCUAGAACAAGCCCGCCGUUGCUGUACUGAAACUAGUCCUUCGAUUAUUCUAAUUGGCAACAAAACUGACCAAGAGGAGAAUCGCAAAGUUUCUCAUGAAGAGGGUGAAAAGUUUGCCAAACGUAAUGGGCUAAGCUACUUGGAGGUCAGUGCUUUGGAAGUUGAAAAAAUUGAACACAUGUUCAAAACAAUGAUUGAAACUCUUACAAGGUCUGUUGACCCUGGUACAAUUAAAAUUGAACUUGCUGAGACUGAUGAUAAGGUAGAGUUGACAAAAAGUUCAAAGAAGUCUAAAUGCAAGUGCAAGUCACAAUGAAGUGGUUUCUUUGUAGAUAUGAAACAGAUGACUGCUUAGCAUUUAAUGUUGCAGUGUUUUACACUACAUGUUAUUGAUAUGUUGUAUUGAGGAACUGGCCCUAGCUUAACACAGCAGGAGAUAGCAUUUAGGAGUAUACCUUCUCCUGCUGGAGGGAAUGCCUCUCCGUCAUUGCCCACUGGUAUUUUGACAGUUUGGUUCAACAUGUUUAUACACCUAGAUGUAGACAGGCAUUUUGAGAGGAAGGUAUCUUGCCCAUUCGUCAAACAUUUCCAAAUAUUUAACUCAGCAAAAUGUGUGGUAACAGCAGCCACAAACAAUGCAUACUCAGAUAAUUUGGAUAUAUCAACAAAGUUGAAAUGGUAAAUUGGCCACCGUAAUGAUUACAAAAGCUGAUGUUUCGA